AUGCACCCCUCGGCCGCGUCUCCCUCCGCGAGCACGGCGCCGCCGGGGUUCGCCCUCGGCCGCGUCUCCCUCCGCGAGCACGGCGCCGCCGAGGCGGAGACCCCCUCGCCGCAGGAGGAGAUCCCCUCGCCGCAGGAGAUGAUCCCCUCGCCGCAGGAGGAGAUGAUCCCCUCGCCGCAGGAGGAGCCCCCCUCGCCGCAGGAGGAGACGAUCCCAUCGCCGCAGGAGGAGAUGAUCCCCUCGCCGCAGGAGGAGCCCCCCUCGCCGCAGGAGGAGACGAUCCCAUCGCCGCAGGAGGAGACGACCCCUUGGCCGCAGAUCGUCCCGCUCUCAGGCGACAAGGCCUUCUUCACCAUUGUCUUGUCUAAGGGCCAUGUAGAGAAGCCUGCCCAGCUGGUUUGUAUAGAGGAGAUCCCGAGUCGUCUCCACUCCCACCUGCCGGGCUCGCGCGUCCCAGCAGUGCUCCUGUUCGGCAACCAGUCAUGGGCAGUGACCUACUGUGGUGAACUCAAGUGCAAGAAGCUCGGUCCGGGGUGGAGGGACUUUGUCGUCGCCAACCGUCUGCGCAUCGGGGACGCCUGCGUCUUCGAGCUCAUCACGCUAGUUGCUGGAGGAACUGGGAGUGAGGGUGAUGGGAAGGUGGUGUUCCGGGUGUAG
Panicum virgatum (switchgrass) is the source of this 657-nucleotide messenger RNA. Its product is annotated as B3 domain-containing protein Os06g0112300-like. Bases 1 to 657 code for a protein of 218 amino acids. The transcript has 4 exons. Lineage: Eukaryota; Viridiplantae; Streptophyta; Magnoliopsida; Poales; Poaceae. Gene Ontology annotation, molecular function: DNA binding. The record is from RefSeq and is a predicted model, not a curated record.